AUGUCUAAAGCCAGCGAGAAAGAACAAUGUGCGGCGUUCCAGUAUGUGAUCGGACAAAACGGGCAAGACAUUUAUAACACAAUGAAGUUUACAGAGGCUCAAACGGACAAAAUCGACGUGUUAUUCGCGAAGUUUGACGAGUAUUGUGAACCCAGAAGAAACACGAUUAUGGAAAGAUACAAGUUUAAUACGCGAGUGCAAAGAGACGACGAAACAGCCGAUCAGUACGUAACUGAACUUAAAUUGCUAGCUAAGAAUUGCAACUUCGGGUCUCUUGAGGACGAGUUGAUUUGGGACCGCGUUGUUUACGGAAUAAAAUCGGAGCGUGUGAGAGAACGGUUAUUACGAGAACGAGAGUUAACGUUAGAUAAAGCGCUAGAAGUAUGUCAAAUAAACGAACAAUCUGAGGAACAACUAAAAGUACUAAACGAUGUUCAGAGCGUCAAGACCAUAGGAAAACAUAACAAAUCAGGAAAUUAUCGUAGCAAAUUAGAUGCAAAAACUGUCUGGAAUUACUAA
Messenger RNA from Paramuricea clavata, 519 nucleotides. Lineage: Eukaryota; Metazoa; Cnidaria; Anthozoa; Malacalcyonacea; Plexauridae. The record is from the annotation of a GenBank genome assembly.